Messenger RNA from Penicillium maclennaniae, 1740 nucleotides. RefSeq names its product putative acetamidase. The coding region runs from base 1 to 1740 and encodes 579 amino acids. The record is from RefSeq and is a predicted model, not a curated record. The transcript is spliced from 4 exons. NCBI's taxonomy places the organism in Eukaryota, Fungi, Ascomycota, Eurotiomycetes, Eurotiales, Aspergillaceae.
AUGUUUCCUCCAUUUGACUACUUCGCCUACCGGCGCGCACGCGCCCAGAAACAGGCCGAGCGCGUCGCCCGAUUCGCCAGCCUUCCAGACCCCUACCACCUCGCCAUAACAGAAGCCGAUAAGAAGAUCAUCGACCAGCCCAUCGAAGAGCUCGUCUUUGAUAUUCAGAAUGAGAGGAUCUCACCACUGACCGUGCUGCGCACGUAUGGAAAGGUCGCUAAGCGCGCCCAGGAGCGUACCAAUUGUAUUACUGAACUGUUGUUACCGGAGGCGGAGAAGUGGUUGGAAAGUGAAGUCAACCUCAGGGGCCCAUUAGCGGGCAUCCCGGUUUCUUUGAAAGAUUCAGUGCAGGUGAAGGGCUUUGACACAACACUCGGAUAUUCGAAGCUUGCCGGGAAGCCAUUUGCAGAAGAUGGUCCGAUGGUUCGGAUGUUGAAGGAUGCUGGGGCUGUUCCUUAUGCAAAGACCGCGUUGCCUAUCACGCUGCUUUCGUUUGAGUCUGCUAAUGGGCUCUGGGGACACUGUCUCAAUCCUCAUGUCCCUGAGUAUUCUCCAGGUGGCUCGACUGGUGGGGAAGGCGCUUUACUUGCUCAGGGUGGUCGCAUUGGUAUUGGGUCCGAUGUUGCUGGCUCUGUUCGUGUUCCUGCUGCUUGGAGCGGGGUUUACUCGCUUCGUUGCAGUACCGGUCGAUGGCCCAAGGUCGGCGUCAGUACUAGUAUGGCUGGCCAGGAAGGCAUUCCCAGCGUGUUUAGUCCUAUGGCUCGUACGCUGAAUGACCUCACGUAUUUCACCAAGGUCAUUAUCGGCAUGCAGCCUUGGAAGUAUGAUUAUACGGUUCAUCCCAUCUCCUGGAGAGACGAUCUUGAGGUUGAGGCGCAGAGCAAGCCUCUCCGUAUCGGUCUGAUGAGCAACGAUGGUGUCGUUCCUCCCACUCCGGCCAUCGAACGGGCAUUGUCCACUACCGUCGCCGCACUCACCGAAGCCGGCCAUACCGUGACUGAGAUCACACCUCCCGCCAACGCCGACCCCUUCAAAGGCCUCGACCUGGCCUCCCAGCUCCUCAAUUCGGACGGCUGCCAUCACUUUAAUGCCAAUCUCCGUAGCUUCGAGCCCUCAGACCCAGGCGCCAUCCAGCUCUCCCGCCUCGCCCAUCUUCCCGGCCCACUCCGCUACCUCUACUACCUUUACGUCCGCUACAUCAAGCGCGACACCAUCCUCGCAACACUCAUCCGCUCCUUCGGCCCCAAAACCGCCGCCCAACUCUGGCCCCUGACAGCGCAGCGCGAAUCUUACCGCGCAACCUGGCACGAAUGGUGGGACGCGAAACCGCAACAAUUCGACUUCAUCCUCUGUCCGGCCAAUGCCACCCCAGCCCUCCCCCAUAAAGCCAUGCAUGACGCUGUUUCUUCGUGCGGGUAUACUUUCCUCUGGAACCUGCUUGAUUACUCCGCUGGCGUCAUGCCCGUUGGCCACGUAGAUCGCAUCCGUGACGCGCUCGUGUCUCCGUAUAAGACGACACUUCAGCGGCUUGGUGCUAACCAUGCGAUCGCUCGUGGGGCGUGGAAACAUUACGACUCGUCCAAAAUGGCGGGUCUGCCUACUGCCGUGCAGAUUGUUGGGCGCCGGUGGCAGGAGGAACAGGUUCUUGGAUACAUGGCUGUGGUGGAGAAGGCGCUGGAGGCGUACCGAGAUCCGCAGACUGGGGAGACCGCCAAGUACAGCCUUUUGGAGAUUGACUGA